This is a messenger RNA of Panthera uncia (snow leopard), 721 nucleotides long. RefSeq names its product arginine-fifty homeobox-like. Gene Ontology annotation, molecular function: DNA-binding transcription factor activity, RNA polymerase II-specific; RNA polymerase II cis-regulatory region sequence-specific DNA binding. The transcript has 4 exons. Gene Ontology annotation, cellular component: nucleus. The coding region runs from base 1 to 696 and encodes 231 amino acids. Gene Ontology annotation, biological process: regulation of transcription by RNA polymerase II. The record is from RefSeq and is a predicted model, not a curated record. NCBI's taxonomy places the organism in Eukaryota, Metazoa, Chordata, Mammalia, Carnivora, Felidae.
AUGGCGGACCAGAGGGCAGCAAACGUCCCCCUCUCCACAGCCAAACCGAAGAGGAGAAGCCGAGAGCGUACCUCGUUCACCUCUCAUCAGAAGGCGGAACUGGAGGCUCUGUUUAGCCUCACUCAGUUCCCAGAUUAUGUCACCCAGGAGUUGCUGGCCUCAAAGAUUCACUUACAAUACACCGUGGUGCAGGGAGCAAGUGUUAAUAACCUGACUCCCGUGCUAGACACGUUCUGUGUUUUCACCCUCAGAAACAGACCCAUUGACACAGGAGAUAAACGGAGGCUCAGAAUGGCAAGGAUCAAUUUCCGGAAUCUGUGUCCUCUGUCUUCUCCACAGGUUUGGUUUAAGAACCGCCGGGUUAAAUGGAGGAAGAGCAUCCAGAAAGAGCAAGAAGCCGGGAUCCCAGCCCCCACCCCUGCAGCCCAGAGGAACAGACCCAGGGCACCCAGACGCCUUUCCCACAGGCGGCCUGUUCUCCCCAGAGUUUCUGAUGGCUCCGGGCCAGGCACUGGGAACCCAGAUGGGGCUUCUCCACAGGGUGAUCCUGAGCUGGACAGGCUGGUGGCUACAGUCCCCGCCUUGUACUCUGCCCCUUAUGACAUAAGCCAGGUCAUGGAAGCCUAUGGGUGUCUGGAGGAGAGUUCCAACACGUUCAGUUGCCUUUAUCAGUAUCUCUCCCUGUCUGAUGGCUAGCCGAAGCCCCCUGCUAGCUGGUCCU